This is a messenger RNA of Branchiostoma floridae (Florida lancelet), 884 nucleotides long. Its product is annotated as post-GPI attachment to proteins factor 3-like. Gene Ontology annotation, molecular function: hydrolase activity, acting on ester bonds. The record is from RefSeq and is a predicted model, not a curated record. Bases 11 to 823 code for a protein of 270 amino acids. NCBI's taxonomy places the organism in Eukaryota, Metazoa, Chordata, Leptocardii, Amphioxiformes, Branchiostomatidae. The transcript is spliced from 7 exons. Gene Ontology annotation, cellular component: endoplasmic reticulum membrane. Gene Ontology annotation, biological process: GPI anchor biosynthetic process.
GGAAAGGUUUAUGCAUGAGCAGCCUGCCUACAUGUCUCUGCUAGGCUGGCGGUGUGAGGAGGAGUGUAGAUACGGCUGUAUGUGGAGAACUGUGGAGGAAAUUCAGCUGUCUGACCCGAGGGGGGAAAUACCACAGUUUUAUGGAAAGUGGCCGUUUGUCCGAGUGCUCGGCAUCCAGGAGCCAGCAUCAGUUCUCUUCUCCAUCCUGAACGGACUGGGCCAUGUUGUGAUGAUAGGGGUGUUCAGAAAAAGAGUGCCCAGUCAUGCUAAAAUGUACAGUGUGGUCCACUGGCUAGCUGCAGUUUCCAUCAACGCUUGGUUUUGGUCUGCUGUUUUUCACGCCAGGGACUUUUCUUGGACCGAGAAAAUGGACUACUUCUGUGCUACUUCACUAGUGGUGUUCCAACUCUUUAUGUUUUUUACCAGAUCCAGGUUUAAUGGUUUCGAAGAGUCCGCCAUAUUUGGAACCCUCCUUGCAGUCUUGUUCAGCACCCAUGUGUUCUACAUGGCCUUCGUUAAGUUUGACUAUGGCUACAACAUGGUGGCCAACGUGACAGUGGGUCAGCUCAAUGCCUUCUGUUGGCUGGGGUUCGCUUUCACAAAUGUGCAACAGCGAAGGUACAUGUGGAAGAUCAUCGCUACGAUAUUGUCCAUCAACUGCCUGUUGCUGCUAGAACUGGGGGACUUUCCUCCGAUUUGGUGGACGUUUGACGCCCACUCGCUGUGGCAUGCUGGGACAGUGCCGGUCGUACCAUUGUGUUACAGUUUCUUCAUAGAUGAGAGCCUGUACUUGUUGAGGGAAGCAGAGGAUACAGCUGUGUAAAGGACUAUGCAAGAGAUUUGGAUGUUUUUCCACCAUUUCUUAUAUUGAUAUAUAUAUAUAU